AUGACUAUAGAGACUGCCCUUAUCGAAAUUGACCCCAAUGGAGAUACUCUCCUUAUCUUGCAUAAUCCUGACGAGCCCUUUGCUGUAGACAGUUCCUUUGAGCCAUGGCCUACAGCCCUACCGCAGUACUGGACUCCUGACAAGCAACAAGAAGAAGAUAGGUUAGCGAGCUCGGCACUACGCGUACUCACAAAUGUCGAAGACGCGCCAGAUAUACAUAUGAGGAUUUCUUCACAACAAUUAUUACCGAAUAUGAGAUACUCUUCGCUGCUAAGAACCAAUCAGUGGAGAGAGACUAAAGCAGAGAAUGGUUAUUCUUAUACUAUGACCGCCAAGGGUUGGGACAAAGACGCGCUGACGAUUCUGAUGCAUAUAAUCCAUGGCCAAACGCAGAAGGUUCCCCAUAUGGUUGAUCUGGAGAAGCUGGCAAAAAUUGCCGUGAUCGUCGAGGAGUACGGGUUUCACAGGGCGGCACACUUUUUUGGAAAAGCGUGGAUCAGUCGGCUGGAACAACCUCUUCCUUCGUCCUUUGGUCGGAAACUUUUGCUCAGACUCUUUGUAUCAGGCGUGUUUAUUGACGAAGACGCUUAUGAGAAGCUUACAAAAAUUAUCAUAUAUGAGAGUAGAGGCUGGAUGCACAUGUUAGACUUGCCAGGCACAGGGGACAUAGCCACUUCAGAUGAGCUUGUAACAUCCCGGUGCAAGCUGAUUUCCGGGUUCAUAUCCAGUAUCAAUUCGUUGAAGGAGCAGUUAGGUGAAGAGGAAAAGGAAUGCUCUUUUGAAUGUCUGUCAAUGUCUCUGGGUGCUCUCAUGAAGGGUUUGAAGGCGACGGGUCUCGACAACCUCCAAUCGCAAGUCGAUUGGGAAGAGAAUGGCAACUACGAUGGUUUUAGCGUCAUGGCAAUAGAAAAAGCCCUCAGCGAUAUCCGGAUGCCGGAAUACCACCAGUCGCUUCACCAUGAUCCAAACUCCUCAUUGGACAAGACAGUCGCCGCAGAAACUACAGGCUCAACGAAACCUGAAGGAUCUCACUUUACUUUGAAACGCAAUUGCAGCCUUGAGAUGAAAAUCCAGUCCAUCAUCCAAAUGCAGCUGGCGAAAAUGGAGGGAACGAAGCCAUGGCCUGUAUUUUAG
Trichoderma gamsii is the source of this 1134-nucleotide messenger RNA. RefSeq lists its product as hypothetical. The record is from RefSeq and is a predicted model, not a curated record. Lineage: Eukaryota; Fungi; Ascomycota; Sordariomycetes; Hypocreales; Hypocreaceae. The coding region runs from base 1 to 1134 and encodes 377 amino acids. The transcript is spliced from 2 exons.